Molecule: messenger RNA, 564 nt
Organism: Clonostachys rhizophaga
Lineage: Eukaryota; Fungi; Ascomycota; Sordariomycetes; Hypocreales; Bionectriaceae
Source: the annotation of a GenBank genome assembly
AUGGCCGACUAUAGCCUCUACGAUGCCACAGUGCCUCAUGCCAUUUCAGCUCUUAAUGCCAUUCUGAGCCUUCUCGAUUUGCUUCAAGCCCAUGCGUCAACAGCCAAUGUCCCCGUUGAGGAAUAUAUAAACGCCAGACUCAUUUCGAACAUGUAUCCCUUUGAUUUCCAAGUCUUCAUGGUCUGUCGAAUGGCAAAAGACAUCAUUAGCCAUUGCCAAGGCGCUGAAGAUGUCGCAAAGAACUUCGGCGCUGAAGAGGAGAAGCAACUGGCAGAAUUGACAACACUUGAAAGCAUGAAUACACUGGUCAGGAAAACGCUGGAUGUCGUCAAUGAUUCGGAUAGGAAUAAGUUCACUUCGAGAGCGGGAGCGAUUGUCACGUUCAACUAUGGUCCGGACAAGUACAUCACGUCCACAGUUUCGCAAUUCGUUGGAGGUUAUGGAUUACCCAACAUGUACUUUCAUCUUGUAACCGCCUACGAUAUCAUUCGUUCUAAAGGAGUACCCGUUGGGAAGCAAGAUCUAUUAACACCCUUUUUCAAUCAGCAACAAAUUGCUCCCUGA